AUGAGGAAUUUUCUUAUGAAUGGAAUUUGCAAGGUUUUAGGAGUGAAGAGAAGUAGGAACAAUGACGUGGAAAAUAAUUCUUCCAAAGUGAUUGAAGAAAACGAAAUGCAAACUACAGAUCAACCCACUGUUGAAGAAGUUGAAGCACAUGGUAAGCUUUUAUCAAAGAAAACAUACAAAUCAAUAAAAAAUAAUAAUUCUGAGUCAGCAUGGGAAGAGAUAAAGAAAGAAGAUGAAAUUUUUGAGCAGAAGAGCCCUAAGGGAAACACGGUGCUGCACAUAGCAGCUCUCUAUAAAAAUGAUAACCUUGUGAGAAGGGUAGUUAUGAUUCGUCCAGACCUUUUGGAUGAAAGGAACGAUGAUGGUGAUACACCACUGCAUCUUGCUGCAAGAGCUGGCCAUGUCUCUACUCUUGCUAUAUUGUUUCCUGCACUUCUCCUUAAAUUUAGAUGUCACUCAUCUUCUAAACUGGCUUUGGAUGAAAUCCUAGUAAGAAAUCUGCAAGGAAAUACUUUCUUUCAUGAGGCCUUACUAAAUGGUCACAAAGAUGUAAUGAACAUAUUGGCUUCUCCACAAGAACGAGAGAUUGAAGGUGGCUUCAUGGAAUUGGUUGAGGAAACUGUGUAUGGUUGGACAGAAGGGCAACACAAAUCAGUUUUGUGCACGGUAAUUGAGAAAGGGUUCAAGGACAUUCUUGAUCGAGCCUUGAACAAAAUUAUUCCGAACAGAGAGAAGGUGUUGAGGACCCUCAAUCCGAGAAUUGAUAUGAUUUCAAUUGUUACCGAGGAGGCAAAGGAUCUCAAUUUGUUGAAGUUGGAUGAAUUACAAGAGUCAUUAAAGGCUCACGAAGAGAGGUCGAGGAAGAGGAAGAGGUAG
Sphenostylis stenocarpa is the source of this 876-nucleotide messenger RNA. The record is from the annotation of a GenBank genome assembly. Lineage: Eukaryota; Viridiplantae; Streptophyta; Magnoliopsida; Fabales; Fabaceae.